Molecule: messenger RNA, 945 nt
Organism: Helianthus annuus (common sunflower)
Lineage: Eukaryota; Viridiplantae; Streptophyta; Magnoliopsida; Asterales; Asteraceae
Product: 50S ribosomal protein HLP, mitochondrial
Exons: 4
Coding region: 186-686 (166 amino acids)
Biological process (GO): translation
Cellular component (GO): ribosome; mitochondrial large ribosomal subunit
Molecular function (GO): structural constituent of ribosome; large ribosomal subunit rRNA binding
Source: RefSeq, a predicted model, not a curated record
AACAACAUUGGACUAAAAUGUAAUACUUGUUUUUCUUUUUCCGAAAAUACCCCUCCUUUACAGUCUUCCAUCCCUAAAUUUCCACCGAUUUCGGCAGCGGCAGAAGUAGCAGACGAUCGGCGACUAUAGAUACAGAACUCUUAAAUUUAUCGACGGUGCUAGAAGAGAGUUGUUUGGAGCUCAAGAUGGCAACAAAUUCUGCUUCUAAUCUCCUUCAUGCUGGACGUUCACUACUGCGAGGCCUCAAUGGUUCCUACUCAGGAAUCCUAAGAUCACCACAAGAGACCACUUGUAAUAGUUUCUUGGCUCAGCAAAUAAGGACUUUCAUACAAAUGAGAACUAAUCUCAAAGUGGUGGACAACUCCGGGGCAAAACGAGUGAUGUGCAUACAAGCUUUGAAGGGAAAGAAAGGGGCCCGAUUAGGGGACACGAUAGUUGCAUCGGUAAAAGAGGCACAACCUGGGGGAAAAGUAAAGAAAGGACAGGUGGUGUACGGGGUAGUGGUCCGUGCCGCCAUGCAGAAGGGCCGGUCUGAUGGGAGUGAAGUCAAAUUUGAUGAUAAUGCCGUUGUGCUGGUCAACAAGCAAGGCGAACCGAUCGGAACUAGAGUCUUUGGCCCGGUCCCACAUGAGCUGAGGAAGAAAAAGCAUGUCAAGAUUCUCAGUCUUGCACAACAUAUUGCAUGAGAUACAAGGGCUGGUCCUUUUGUGGGCUGAUUUUUUUUUGGUACAAACAGGUGAGAUGAAAAUUAGAUCAUUUUGUUUAUGUAAUCAUGAUUUAAUACGUUGAUUAAAAGUUAAUAAAUUGGACAAAAAAACUGUUAGUGGGGCAGCCUGACCCGAUAUGUUCCGACCUAGAACCUAGUUUGAUUCUUUACUAGGGUGUAACGGGCUCGUUUAACUUAGGAGAGGCUGAGCUCGACUUGUUUUCAGCUCUAUUUCUAAA